UCCAGUUAAGAUUCACAAACCUUGAAGCGCUCAGAAUCAGAAUGAAGAAAACAGCAAGCAAGCAGGGAGGGUCACCUCAGGAUGGCUCACCUUUGGAGAUGGCUGCUCUCGGCCGACCCUUCCAGGUGGGGAUGCUCUAUGACUGUCGCACUGAUUCACUCAUUACAGGUGUCACUCUGUGGGACUUGGAAAACCUCAAGAAAAACCUCAACAUUAAACCACAGAAGAAAACACAAUUCAAGAUCAGCACAUCUGACUCCUUGGAUGAGAAAACCUCCAUCUUAAAUGUGACAGCCUCCCUUAAAGCCAGCUUCUUGUGUGGCUUGAUUGAGGUUUUUGGGUCUGCUAAGUACCUCAAUGACACCAAAUCAUCCAAACGACAGUCCAGGGUCACCCUGCACUACAGCACGACCACCAGAAUGGAGCAGCUCAGCAUGAGCCACUUGGGGAGGCAGAACGUCCAGUUCCCAGAAGUGUUUGAGCAGAAAUCGGCCACCCAUGUUGUCACGGCUGUACUGUACGGAGCUCAGGCUUUUUUUGUAUUUGAUCAAAGCAGCUCUAAAGAGGAAGAGAGACAGGAGAUUGAAGGAAAAUUAGCACUAACGAUUACAAAAUUUAUAUCAGUAAAAAAAGAAGGAGCCUUAAAAAUGACAGAUGAGGAGAAGAAAUCUACUGACCAUCUUAACUGCAUGUUUUACGGUGAUUUUGCCCUUGAUCACAAUCCUGCCAGCUUCAAGGAAGCCAUGGAGAUUUAUGCCAAAUUGCCAACAAAACUUGGAAAUGGUGGGGAGCUGGCUGUGCCCAUCCAGGUCUGGCUGUACCCGCUGACACAUCUCAAUUCACAGGCUGCUCAGCUUCUACAAGACAUCAGUGUGGCCCUGGUGUCCAAAUCUCAGGAGGUCCUGGAGGAGAUAGAUGAGCACAUCAUGAGGUGUAAUGACAUCAUGAAGGACAGUGUCGUCAAUGACUUUCCUGAAAUAAGGAAAACCACAGACCAGUUCAAAUCAAUGCUUAAUCUAUUUAAAUGUAUUUUCCAAAGAGAUCUGGCGAGGGUCUUUCCAAGUAUCAGAGGACAUGGUGCAAGUGAAGAAGAGCUGGCAGACAUCCUGAAGAAGAAGGAAGAGUCACCAUUCAAGAGGUGGGCCAUAACAACAUGGCUGGAUAAAAGAGAAAAGGAAAUCACCAUGUUGAGGAGUUUCUUUAAUCAAAUUAAAAAAAGGAAUCUGAAUAUUGUUAUAAAUGACCUGGAUGAAUUACUUUAUAACACUAGCAUUAACAAUAUUGUCUGCUUGACUUUCACUUCACUCCAUGUGUGUCAGCCAUACAUGUCAGAAAUGGAGAGCUACCUUCAGGCCCAUUCUAGAGAGUCCUUAGAUAAAUCAUCAGAGCUAAGUGAAGAGUUAAUCAUCGAAAAGUUUAGACAGCAUUCCCAAAGUUUCAUUGAGUUUGCUGAAAUUAACCAAAACAAUGAGACAAUGAGAUUUCUGGUCCACUCCAAGCCUGAUGCAGAUUAUCUUGGGGCGACGAUUUAUCUGUAUCAGUCUGGGCAGCUCAAAAACCGUGACUUUCAUAUUCCCUCAAAACCUGAGCCUCUUGUGGUCGACUCCCAAACAUUAAUUGCCAUAACCCUAAAAUUAAGACCCCUAAAGUCUGACUCAGAAGGGUACAGAGUGGAGUAUAAGAGAACUGAAGAUAAAGAGUGGGAGACUGUGGACACAAGCGACAAAAAUGAAAAUGUUACAAUUACAAAGUUACUUCCAGGCUCAACAUAUCAACUCAGACACAGAGCUGUUUGUCAAGUGGGUGUGAGUCAGGCCAGUAAUACGAUUGAGGUAAAGAUACCAUCUGCCAAACAUCAUGCAGCUAAACUUGCUAUAAAACAAAAAUGUCAGGGGAUUAAAGAUGGAAAUCAUAAACUUUACCUUUUACGUUUGAAAUCAGAGUUCAUAAACACUGUGAAAAAGAUAAGAAAAUGUACCUUUGGAGAAAUAACAUUCAACAAACCUAGAAAAACUAUUAUGGUCCUUGGGGCAACAGGUUCUGGAAAAUCCACCCUGAUCAACAGAAUGGUCAACUACAUCUUAGGUGUCGAGUGGGAGGAUGACUUCAGGUUCAAGUUAAUCUAUGAAGAAACAUCUAGAAGUCAAGCUGAAAGCCAAACAUCUGCUGUCACUGCCUAUGAAAUGAACUACCAGGAUUGUUUCAAGGUCCCAUGUUCCUUCACAAUAGUCGACACACCGGGUUUUGGAGACACCAGAGGAAUUCAGGAGGAUAGAAAACGUAUUGACCAGAUAGCUGAAUAUCUGUCAUCUACUAAUACUUUCCAGCACAUUGAUGCAGUGUGCUUUGUUGUUCAGGACUCCGAAGCUGAACUGACACAGAAAUACGUCUUUGACUUUGUUUUGUCCAUUUUUGGUAAAGACAUAGCCAAUAACAUCCUGGUCUUCAUCACAUUUGCAGAUGGACAGCGUCCACCAGUUCUGGAUGCCAUCAUGAAGUCUAACAUACCGUUCCCCAAAGAUGACAAAGGAAGCCCGCUUUUUUUCAGGUUUAAUAAUUCAGUCCUCUUUAAUAAUAAUGAUGAGACUAAUAGCAGUGAUGAUCAAAUGCUUGACAAAAUCUUUUGGGACAUGGGCACAAAGAGUAUGGAGAAGUUAUUUAUGUCCUUAGUGAAAAUGGAUAGCACAAUGUUAGGGCUAACUAAAGAGGUGCUUAAAGAGCGCAGGCGCUUGGCAACAGCAGUGGAAGGAUUGGAGCCUCAAAUCAAAGCUGGAUUGAAUAAACUUGAAGAAAUUAGACAGACCCGUGACAUUUUAAAUAAGCACAUUACUGACAUGGAGAGCAACAAGGAUUAUGAGUAUGAAGUGGAGGAAAUUGUGACAAAAAGAGAGAGCAUUGCAGGCACCGGCAAGUUCAUCACUAACUGUCAGAAGUGCAACUUCACCUGUCAUUAUCCAUGUAAGAGUGCAGGUGAUAAAGAUAAGAUCAGAUGUUCUGUUAUGAAGGACGGGGUCUGCACUGUUUGUCCUGGUAGGUGUGUGUGGAAUGUUCACUCCAACCAACAGCACAGAUUCAUCUAUGAAACUAAAAAGGUCAAAAUGACAUAUGAUGAGCUAAAGAAGAAAUCUGAAAAAGCAAAGGGGGAAAAGAUGACAACUGAGCAUGUGCUUAAGCAGCUUCAGCAUGAACUGGAUGUUGUGGAACAGGAGGUACAAAAACUCAUUGAAGGGCCUCAUAAGUGUAUAAAACGACUUAAAGAAAUCGCCCUCGGACCAAACCCGCUGUUCACUCCCGAGUACAUUGAUCUCCUCAUUCAGUCUGAAGAACAAGAAGCACAGCCGGGAUGGAUGGAGCGAGUGAAGGCACUGCAGGAAGUGAAAGAACAGGCAGUGAUAAUAGAAAAAGUCAGUAGAAAUGAAAAACUCCUACCAGGAGAGUAG
Erpetoichthys calabaricus (reedfish) is the source of this 3440-nucleotide messenger RNA. RefSeq lists its product as uncharacterized. Bases 42 to 3440 code for a protein of 1132 amino acids. The record is from RefSeq and is a predicted model, not a curated record. The transcript has 3 exons. Gene Ontology annotation, molecular function: protein binding; GTP binding. NCBI's taxonomy places the organism in Eukaryota, Metazoa, Chordata, Cladistia, Polypteriformes, Polypteridae.